Molecule: messenger RNA, 778 nt
Organism: Sphaeroforma arctica JP610
Lineage: Eukaryota; Ichthyosporea; Ichthyophonida
Exons: 4
Cellular component (GO): nucleus
Molecular function (GO): poly(A) RNA polymerase activity
Source: RefSeq, a predicted model, not a curated record
ACGGGAGCGCCGCCUCCAGGAGGGACCACUGGGCGCAUCUUCACAUUCGGUUCUUAUCGCAUGGGCGUCCAUCAACAGGGGGCAGAUAUCGACACACUGUGCAUCACACCCGCGCCUGUGGGGAGAGAAGACUUCUUCUCGUCAUUGUUCAAGAUACUCGACAACCGAAAGGAGGUGACCGAGUUGACCUCAGUGCCCGAUGCGUACGUGCCUGUGAUUAAACUGGAGUUCAACGGCAUCCCCAUUGAUCUGCUGCAUGCUAAGUUAGACCGCGAGACCAUCAACUCAGAAGUGGACUUGCUGGAUGUCAGUCUGCUGAAAGCGCUGGACUACAAAUCUGUGCUCAGUCUCAACGGUUGCAGAGUAACCGAUCAGAUCCUUCAACUAGUUCCCGACGUCCACACAUUCCGACUCGCCUUGCGCGCCAUUAAAAUGUGGGCCAAAAGGAGGGCCAUUUAUUCCAAUGCGAUGGGCUUUUUAGGAGGUGUUGCUUGGGCGAUGAUGGUGGCCCGGGUGUGUCAACUGUACCCCAACGCGUGUGCUGCUACUCUCGUGUCGCGGUUCUUCCGCGUUUAUCAGCAAUGGUCCUGGCCGAAUCCGGUGAUGUUAUGUACACUGCAGGAUGCUGGUCUCGGCUUUACUGUGUGGAAUCCGAAGAGCAAUCCACGCGACAACGGACAUCUCAUGCCCAUAAUCACUCCGGCCUACCCCGCUAUGAACUCCACACACAAUGUCAUGAGCUCGAAUCUACGCCUGUUAAUGGCCGAGUUUAAGAGAG